Molecule: messenger RNA, 1338 nt
Organism: Trametes versicolor FP-101664 SS1
Lineage: Eukaryota; Fungi; Basidiomycota; Agaricomycetes; Polyporales; Polyporaceae
Product: SNF5-domain-containing protein
Exons: 4
Coding region: 1-1338 (445 amino acids)
Biological process (GO): regulation of transcription by RNA polymerase II; chromatin remodeling
Cellular component (GO): nucleus; nuclear chromosome
Molecular function (GO): transcription coregulator activity
Source: RefSeq, a predicted model, not a curated record
AUGGGCCCGCCCCCCGUACACUCGUCGCGCCAGCCGAUCCCGAGCACCCCGCAGGCGCUGCAGUCGACGUACGCGUCGCGCCUGCGCACGGGCACGACGCUGCUCAUGCAGCCGAUCCUCGCGCCGUCGUCGGUCGCGGCCGUCGCGUCGCGCACGUCGCGCCGCGGGGGCGUCGUGAACUACACGGAGCCGGGCUCGGGCGACGAGUUCCCCGACGCGGGCGCGCUGGAGUCGGACGACUCGGACUUCGUCGCGAGCGGCGGGACGCGCCAGGCGGUAAGGGCGGCGCGGGUGUCGAGUCGGGCGCCGGUGGGCAGCUCGGUGUUCCACGCGGGCACGGGUGUGGGCGUCGCCCAGGUCGCGGCCACGCCUGUCCGGGAGGCGCAAAGGGAGAAGGCGGAGCUGGAGCAGAGUUAUUUGGGCCAGGUGCCUCCUGCUAGGUUUAUAUCUGCGAAGGCGAUGCCGCCGACGAGGCAUGAUUACUUCCCACAGACAGCAGUAGACGCACAAGCAGAAAAACCGACGGCACUCAUCCCUAUACGCGUCGAGUUCGAGACGGAGACGCACCGGAUACGCGAUUGCUUCGUGUGGAACUUGAACGAGUCGCUCAUCACCCCAGAAACGUUCGCGCGGAUUUUCUGCACGGACCUCGACCUGCCUUUGCAGCCAUGGACAGAAACGAUCGCCGCACAAAUACGAGCGCAGAUUGAAGACCAUGAAGCUGUCGCGUCUACAUAUCUCGGUGCAGAGGCCGAAAUAACAGCGCCGGAGGACGAGACUCCCGGCGACGAAGUCAACGAAUGCCGUGUCAUUCUCAGUGUUGACGUGCAAAUCGCAACCCACCACCUACUAGACCACAUCGAGUGGGACCUGCUCUCCCCGCUCACGCCCGAAGAGUUCUCUGUCAAGCUCUGCACAGAGCUCGGGCUCGCCGGAGAGUCCGCCCCGCUCAUCUCGCACGCUAUCCACGAAGAGAUCGUAAAACACAAGCGCGACGCGAUCGAGUGGGGCGUCAUCGGCGGCGACGCGCGCGAGGCCGCGGCGGACGAGAGCACGCCCGGGGCGGAGCGCCCGCGCGACAAGAGCGGGCAGAGCCUGUUCAAGGACAAGACGGGGCUUGGGUUGGCGUGGGGGCGCGCCCCGAAGGAUGGGCGCGGGCCGAAACCGCUCAGAAGCGUGUGGCGCGACUGGGCGGAGGCGGAGGAGUUCAGGACGCGGUUCGAGGUGCUCACGGCCGAGGAGGUCGAGCGGAGGGAGCUCGAGAGGGAGCGUGCGAGUCGGCGGCUUCGUCGGGAAACGUCGAAGUUCCAGUCUACGGCUCGGUCAAGGAGGAGGUGA